ACAUCGCUGUAUCGGGUUGUGGGGGUUCUGGAGCCUGCGACCUAGACUUUUCCUUCUUAAACUAGACCAGACCCUUACGCAGGUACUUCAUAUAGCUUUGAACUACCCGUUGGAUUACAUACUUUAUUGUAUCUGCAUACGGCUUUUGAGGAAGUUGUUGCACGUUGCGAAUGGCCCAUCACGGCGGCUCAGAUCCCGACGGGGGACAAGACGAAGAUAUGGAGGGCGGCGAUGAGGGCUUCCGCCCGGAUAGCGCUGUAGAUAUUGCUAUUUCGUAUGGGACUGGGUCUGUCGACCCUGCCGUCUACGAGUUUAUUGAAGAAAAUGGUCGGACUUACCACUCGUAUAAGGCUGGCCGUUACCUUUUACCUAACGACGAACGGGAAUAUGAGCGAGAAGCACUCGAACACCAAUUAUUCCUACUUGCCAUGGACAACGAAUAUUAUUUCUCUCCAGUGGGCGAACUUCACAAUGUGUUAGACGUUGGCACUGGAACAGGUCUGUGGGCAAUCGAGAUGGCUGAAUUACACCCGUCAGCUCAUGUCAUCGGCACGGACUUGAGUCCGAUACAACCAGAUUUUGUCCCCGUGAACUGCCACUUUGAAAUCGACGACGCCGAAGACCAAUGGGUCUACCCGCAAAAGUUCGACCUCAUCCACUUCCGCUCCUGUGCCUACAACUUCCUACACCCCCAAUCCGUGAUCCACUCCGCGGCCGAUGCCCUGUCCCUCAACGGCUGGGUCGAAGUCCAAGACUACAUGUUCCCCCUGCGCUGCGAUGACGGCAGCUGGGACGGCACCGCGUUGCAGCGGUGGAGUCACCUUAUCUCACAGAGCCUGCUGCGCGCCGGAAGGCCCUUUUACUCGGAGCAUUGGGGCGCUAUGUUCCGGGCCGCGGGCUUGGUGGAUGUCAGGGAGGAGCGCUUCUUCUGGCCGCUUAAUGCGUGGCCAAAGGGCGAGGAAAAUAAGGAUAUUGGGCGGAUUUGCACGAUCAACACGCAGGAGAGUCUUGAGUCGGUGGGGAUGGCGAUUUUGACGAGGUAUGGGGGUAUGCCGUUGGACGAAGUAAUGAGGUUGACCGAGGAGGCGAAGUGUGUGGUGAGUGAUAUUAGAUGUCAUGUGUAUCUUCCGGUCACCGUGGUCAUGGGCCGGCGGGCGUAGGAUAGUUUUCCGGCAUGCUUCAGUGGCGGAAUGCCAACAAGCCAUCGGGUGCAAUGUUCAUGGUACUUCGUAACUUCGGUCUACAGGACGUAGCGCACGGUAUGGGGACUAUGCAUCAGUAUUAGCACCUAUGA
Messenger RNA from Pseudomassariella vexata, 1294 nucleotides. RefSeq names its product S-adenosyl-L-methionine-dependent methyltransferase. Bases 171 to 1160 code for a protein of 329 amino acids. The transcript has 9 exons. NCBI's taxonomy places the organism in Eukaryota, Fungi, Ascomycota, Sordariomycetes, Amphisphaeriales, Pseudomassariaceae. The record is from RefSeq and is a predicted model, not a curated record. Gene Ontology annotation, molecular function: methyltransferase activity.